Messenger RNA from Penicillium cosmopolitanum, 843 nucleotides. RefSeq lists its product as uncharacterized. The transcript is spliced from 3 exons. The record is from RefSeq and is a predicted model, not a curated record. NCBI's taxonomy places the organism in Eukaryota, Fungi, Ascomycota, Eurotiomycetes, Eurotiales, Aspergillaceae. Bases 1 to 843 code for a protein of 280 amino acids.
AUGAGAAUCCACCACCUACUCGCCGUGGCCUUGCUACCACUAGCAUCCGCAACCACCUCAGCCUCAUCCUCAUCCUCAACCGCUACCUCAGAACAAGAACAACAUUUCACAAUAAACUAUGGCGGCAGCCACCAAACCCUCGACCUAAUGCGCUCCAUCGCCUCCGCCAAAAAAGCCAACGACCCCAUCGCAACAGACCUAGCCCAAAAACUCCGCGAUCUUCGCGCUCAGCCCGUGAAGAAAUUUCCCUACAACGUCGUCUGCGAAACAUCAACAGAUAUCAGCGCCGAGAUCUACCCGCUGGACCCGAGUAAUCUCCACCCGCAGAUCGCAUGGGCUGCGGCUGAGAUUGAGGCUCUGUUUACGGGUCAGCCGUAUCCGGGUGAUUAUAAUAUGCCUAAGCAUCCGGAUGGAUUUCGUGUUGUGCGGGCGGAUCUUGAUCAGUUACCCAGGGGUGGAUUGAGGGCCAUCCUGGGCAGAAGUCGUUUUGCGUGGUUGAUGGGGUGGUGUUUUUUUGCGCCAGGGGUUAUUUUGGAGAUGUUGGGGUUGUUUGCUGGGGAGGGGGAGAGGGAGUGUAAAGACCCUGAGGUGUAUUUGAGCCAUAAAGGUGAGGAUAUCAUCUUCACUGCUCAUCUGUUGGGAAGUGCGGAGAUUGGAACCAAUUUGUUUUUCAAGGCCGUUGCACGGAAACAGGUCAAGGAGGAUGUACAGGGUGAGGAGAACCCUAAUAAUGGAUGGAUUGGCGUGGAUUAUCACCAACACCCGGAUGGGACACGGGAUAGCAGUGGUUAUCAGUUAGGACCUAACGGGCGUGACGGAAAACCUACUAAGGACGAGCUUUGA